UGGCUUUAAAAGUCCUGGUUUGGUUGGAAUUAUAUGUAUAGUUAGUUUGGCUGCCAGGAGGUUAAGUGAGUGGUGAAGAAUGGACGUGAUUAAAUUAACUUUUUUGGUGUUUCUUUAUCAGCAGUUGCUAUGGCAAGGAAACGUCUGGAGUCAGGCUGCGAACACCACCGUCAGCACGACGCCGCCGCCUCAGGACGACCCCGACUCUGGGGAUAACGCCACCGUCAGCACGACGCCGCCGCCUCAGGACGACCCCGACUCUGGGGAUAACGUCACCGUCAGCACGACGCCGCCUCCUCAGGAUGACCCCGACUCUGGGGAUAACGUCACCGUCAGCACGACGCCGCCGCCUCAGGAUGACCCCGACUCUGGGGAUAACGCCACCGUCAGCACGACGCCGCCGCCUCAGGACGACCCCGACUCUGGGGAUAACGCCACCGUCAGCACGACGCCGCCGCCUCAGGAUGACCCCGACUCUGGGGAUAACGCCACCGUCAGCACGACGCCGCCGCCUCAGGAUGACCCCGACUCUGGGGAUAACGCCACCGUCAGCACGACGCCGCCGCCUCAGGAUGACCCCGACUCUGGGGAUAACGCCACCGUCAGCACGACGCCGCCGCCUCAGGACGCCACCGACUCUGGGGAUAACGCCACCGUCAGCACAACGACGCCUCAGGACGACUACUCUGGGGAUAACAGGACCACGAGCUGGCUUCAAAUGUUGCCUUGAGUCCUGUUGAAUGCGUUCCAGGUGCUGUGUAGUUGCAUUGUCAACAUUGUUUCACUAGCCAAAUAAAGCCUUUAAGUUA
Carassius gibelio (silver crucian carp) is the source of this 809-nucleotide messenger RNA. Its product is annotated as cell surface glycoprotein 1-like. The transcript has 3 exons. The record is from RefSeq and is a predicted model, not a curated record. Lineage: Eukaryota; Metazoa; Chordata; Actinopteri; Cypriniformes; Cyprinidae. The coding region runs from base 80 to 730 and encodes 216 amino acids.